This is a messenger RNA of Letharia columbiana, 2742 nucleotides long. RefSeq lists its product as uncharacterized. Lineage: Eukaryota; Fungi; Ascomycota; Lecanoromycetes; Lecanorales; Parmeliaceae. The transcript has 3 exons. The coding region runs from base 1 to 2742 and encodes 913 amino acids. The record is from RefSeq and is a predicted model, not a curated record.
AUGGGCCGCGGCAGAAACCAACAAUUAUCGCCUGCACCCUCGAGAGAGUCGACCUCGCCUGUACCAUCACUGACCUCCUCCAUCUCCUCAUACUACAGGACGAGUCGGAAUUCGGGAGACUUCGAUGAGUUGUACGACGUAUCCGAUGAUGAUUCUGACAUCGCUCCGUCCGUACAGACUUCGAUCAGCAUACGCUCGUUAUCCUCGAAUGAAGCACCCUUGUCAAAGGCAAAGCAGAACCAAUACCCGUCCUUGGUGAUACCGUCACCAAGCUACUGGCCCACAAUACACAAGGAACACUCCGUUUCCCCACCACGACCACCAAAGAUACCCAUCUCACCUGCGGCGCUCUUUAUGUUAGGUCACGACCUGCCGACGCCAAGCAACCCGCCAUCGCUAAAUGGGAGCCUCGACUCAGAUCCGCUCGCCGGCACAAGCACUCCGGUUACACCUGAUGUGCAUAUAUAUCCGAAGAGUGGGGAUAUAUGGGGACAAGGGGAUGCUGUGCACAGACAAGGCGGUGAUAACAAACCGAAUCGGCCACAACUCAGGGUCCGAAUUGACGAUGGAUCUGGACAGUACCACGGGUCAGGUUUCAGUCCCGAGGACUGCAUCAGUGUUCAUGAUUUUGCCAUAGAUGCUGGGCGAGAUUACUCGGACAGUCCGGUGCCAACCCCAGAAGACAAUUCGUCGGACGUCGGCGUCCAGCUACCACCAGCUGCUCUAGAUACCUUGCAGCAUCUGUCUCUCGAGGUACCAGAGUUCGCUUCGCCGACCGAAUCGGAGAAGGAGAUGGAAGAAGUCUUCCCAGCUCCCGUUCGCCCGUCAAGCGCGGACAUUACGCCAAUGUCCCAGACAUCGGACUACAGCAUAUCAGGGCUCAGCAUCCCAUCUCCUGGGGGGUGCCCAUGGAACAGAGAAUCCCCUGCAACGGUUGAACAAGUCGUGGAAGUGCACGACAAUGAUACCGAUGGACCACCUACCGCUCGCCAACUACCUCCACGCCUCAUUGAGGAGGUUCCAUCUCCAGAAAGCCGCAGCAGUGGUGAAGUACAUCGAGUCGCGAUCACUGCGCCCUCGAGCGAUCACGACGGCAAUUACGAGCAGGCGAUCCAAGAAAGUGCCGAGAAAAGUUUAGAUAGAACAAGUGUAUGGCUUGCUGCUCAGACGUCGUAUAUGGCCUCGUUGAGAGAGACUUAUCCUGCCAGUGAAGUCGGUCUUAGCACAGAAAAGGCUCUUGUGAGAAGUAGUAGCCACGCUAGGAACGACUCAUUGGAAGCGCCCAUGAAGAAAGCAGUGAAAUUCCUGGAAAGCGAGAUCGCAAAGCGAGAAUAUCCGAUCGUCACGAGGCCUGGAGAAGGAGACUCGAUCUAUUACCAUGCUUUCCAGCACAUCAAGAGGCAGUCAAGCCGUGUCGACCCCUUUAGACAUCGUCAUACCAGGUCUGAUUCCCUCCAAGCCGCCCGAUUCAGCCUCCCCCAUGAGCACAUUGCUCAGCUCCAAGGCCAAUUCAAGAUUACAAAGGUCAAUCGCCCAGCUCCGCAGCGACCGAUAUCCAUGAUGCCCGGCAAAGAAGCAACAGCCGAGAACACUGCUGAAAAGGAAGUUUUCGCCCGAGUCGAAAGGGAGCGCCAAGCACUCGAGCAAGUGAGCGCAAGCAUCUGGGUCAUCGAAGCAGCUAAAUACCUCAGCGGAGGCCGUCUCCUCAACAGUCCUGCCGUCCAAUCCUUAACCAAAGCCCCGUCACUCAACGAUAUCAAAGGCUGUAAAAUUAGAGCAUUCUCACACGUCCUUGAUCUCGGCGGCCAACCAUCCUCUGACUGGGGUUGGCAUUGCUCCCGCGAAUACCCGAGCGCCAAGGUUUACACAGCAAGCACUACCGACACUCUUUUGUUCCCAACGAUCCGCGGUCCCCACAACCAUCGCCUACACACAGUCCCUUCCCUUUAUACACUUCCUUACCCGAACAACCAUUUCUCCGCCAUAUCCGCUCGGACACUCUUUUCCCACCUCAAACUUGACGUCCACCGAGGCUUCACCAUGGAUGAGUAUGACCUCUGCCUGCAAGAAUGUCUGCGCUGCCUCAAACCGGGCGGCUAUCUCGAAUACUUCCUCAUGGACUCUGAAAUCGUCAACGCCGGUUCCCGUGGCACCGCCAUGAGCGUAGAAUUUGGUUUCAAUUUGAAGACAAGAGGCUACGAUCCACUGCCAACCAAAUCCUUCCUCGGGCGGCUCCGUCGCGCCGGCUUCGACGACAUCAAACGCGCCUGGACCUUUCUGCCCAUGGGUACACCCACCAAAGAGCGACACAUGCUACCCGAGACGCCGCCACCCAACGUAUCGACUUUCGAAAACGGGCUCGAGAACGGGACGCGCAAAGUAGAAGCGGUGCAAGGGCCCGUGGGCAGCACGGCUGAUGCGGCUAGUAUGGCUGGCUUGGUCGGCAGUUGGGCAUGGGAGCAGUGGAUGAUUAAAUUGCAGACGGAGAUGGGAAAGGAGAAUUUGCUGGAGGGCGUCGCGGAGGUUCUGGAAGAGGGCAAAUGGACCGGGGCUGGGUGGAGGUGUUUGAGCGGCUGGGCGAGGAAGCCGAUCGAAUCCCUCUCGACAUCAACACUCACAUACAACGCCGGCAACGCCACCUCCAACGCCCCCGCCCGCACCCAGUGCGGAACGCAAGGCGCGAACAACAACGUCGACGGCGUCAUCUUGGCAUACGCGCCCGGAUCGGACAAGGUUGUGUAG